UCAAGUCUAUAAAAGUAAUCGAAUAAAGUAAAGUAUUCAUAUGAUCUAUACCUCGUGGCAAAAUGAGAAUAUAUCUGCUGCUGUGUAUUGUUGCGUGUGCGGCAGUUUGCGUUUCGGGAUCGUCUCGGGAGCCUCAAUGUUCUGUGCAAAAUUUGCCAUCGAAAAGACCAAGAUCAUGCCAAAAGAACAAAUGGUCGAAAUGUGAAGAGAAAGAAUGCUCUCUCUCUAUUGAAAAAGGAAUACUCACUGAGAAUGGAAAAUCAAAAGUAGUUGCUAUUGUGAAACCAAUAAAAGUAAAUGGAAAAGAAUGCGAUAAAAAACACUGGAAAGGUCAAAUAAAGCGAUGUAGCGGUGGAAUAUUUCCAUGCAGAUGUCGAAACUGGGGUAUUAAGACAGUCGUAACAGCCUGGAUUGGUGGGAAGUGGAUGUCUGUUCAAAAAUCGGUUGAAAUACAUAUUCCAGCUGGAUGCAUGUGCGCUGAGCAGAAAAUCCUAACAAGGAGUUUGUAAUUCAAAAAGUGCUGUUUGCUUGUGCGUAUACCGGUCAAUAAAAAUGUGUUUAAUUGAA
This is a messenger RNA of Styela clava, 567 nucleotides long. RefSeq lists its product as uncharacterized. The record is from RefSeq and is a predicted model, not a curated record. Lineage: Eukaryota; Metazoa; Chordata; Ascidiacea; Stolidobranchia; Styelidae.